GUGGACUGAUGCGACCGAGUUAACGACCAUCGUCACGUCUCCGGUCUUCAAGCCCACCCUCAACAACCACAACGCUGCUGGCGGCGCUCCUUAGACUUCAGCCUGCCGUUGGCUGGGCGAGCAGCUAUUUGCCACUGUCCACACAGUUCCUCCGUUCGUCCAUCCGCCCGCCAUGUUUUCCACAAAGUCCGCGCAGUCGCUGCGGCGGCUCUUUGCUGGCUACCACGAACCGCUCCCGCUGUCGAAGCAGCAGUUGCAGAAGCUCCUCGACGGCCUAAAGGCAUCGUUUCGAACCCAGCUUGAUCUAGAGUACGGACGGAAUCCAGAGAAUGCCCUGGUCACGUCCAAAACGACUGGGAACGACCUCCAGAUCCGGCAUUCGGCGGCGACCCAGCACCUCAAAUCGAUACUGUCGAAUCCGCUCUUCAGCUACAAGAUGGAGUCGCCCACACAGGGCCUCAUGGUCUCCCCGUCUGUUCCAAGGCGAGACCCUAUGGAUGUGUUUGACCACGCGGUCGCGCGGGGAAUGAUGACUCUCAAGGCCGCAACUGGGUGUCUUGUUGCCAAGAGGCAGCUGCUAUCUGGAUCGGUCGCUGAUCUGGCCUCGUCCGAGACGGCGUUGCGCAUGGUUCGCUGGCUCCGCUCGUCGGGUGCUGAUGGCGACCUCGCUUUCCUGGACAACCAGGCAUUCGUUCGGGCCCUGACCCCGUUUCUGGUGGCAGAGGGCUUAGAGAAUGCAGCCUGGGACUGGAUCACCCGUACCAUCAACGACACGUCAGCGCACUGGGAGAACGAACUGCGUGUCAAGCGGGCGUCUUUCGUCCUCGCCGAGCUUGUGCGAACCAAGAGCCAGCCACAAUAUGGCAACUUGGACGCCGCUAUUCAAACGAUACUCGACGCGGAACGCCACUUUGAGAAGAGCGCUCUUCUGCCCGACCUACUGGUGCUGCCGUGGAGGUCGGUAUCGUGGCUCUCCACGGUGGAAUCAUACAGCAGGACCGCUCCUUCGGAAGAGUUGUUCAACGCUCACAUAGCGACGGCGGAUCUCCUUCGGCGGCCGUUCACCGUCGAGAAGGCACACCUGCAACUACACCACCCCACACACCCCGAUCAUACCGCGGCGAUGGACUUCUUCCAGGACCGCAAGGAGCUGCGAAAGCUGGUCCGUCGGCUGAGCCCGGAGAAAGUCAACCCGGCUAAGCUCAAGGGCAUGAGCAUCAUCCCCUGGAUCGCUUUUCUAGGCCACGACACUGUCAACUACCUCACGCAGUCGGGCAGGAGUGAGGCGGCCGAGGACGUAUCAGAGCUACUACGAUCUGAGCUAUCGGAUGUGUUUUCCGAGACGCUGGGUCCGACUUGACCAUGUGAAGACUCCAAAGGGACCAGAAAUUUUCCAUAAACGGCCCAGGGAAGCUGAGUCUUACGCGACCAGCCACCUGCGACCAGCCAGGCCAUCCAUCCCAGGUGUGAGCAUACCGCGCCGCUACGGGAGCUUGAUGGCGGAGGAUGCUUGCCAAAGGGAAUACGAGCCGAUGAGGGGUCUCGGAUCCAAGACAAGACAAUUGCGCAGGCACAUGCCGUGUGCACCAUGGUGGGCAUGCAGGGCAGUCUUGGGCGCGAGAGAAGGGGGCCAAGUCAACCAAGGGAGGGGGGGCCAGGUGUUUGAAGUUGGGCCUUUUCAUGUACAUUGUACACGACGGCAAAUGAACCAUGACUAUCGGUUGGGGUGCAGACAGCAUCCAACCCAAAUGAAUAUACCCACCACGCUUUUACAUGCAAUACAUGUCAAAAACACAUUGCCGCCCAUGCGG
Messenger RNA from Purpureocillium takamizusanense, 1811 nucleotides. RefSeq lists its product as uncharacterized. NCBI's taxonomy places the organism in Eukaryota, Fungi, Ascomycota, Sordariomycetes, Hypocreales, Ophiocordycipitaceae. The record is from RefSeq and is a predicted model, not a curated record. The coding region runs from base 173 to 1360 and encodes 395 amino acids. The transcript has a single exon.